Messenger RNA from Chara braunii, 4741 nucleotides. The record is from the annotation of a GenBank genome assembly. NCBI's taxonomy places the organism in Eukaryota, Viridiplantae, Streptophyta, Charophyceae, Charales, Characeae.
GGAGGGGUUAGAGGAGGAGGAGGACCUGCAGGUAGUGUAUGGGGAUGACGGAAAAAGAAAAUAAUAAUAAGAGGACGAUGAAGGAGGACGAGGAGGAGGAGGAGGAGGAGAGAAGAGAAGAAGAACUGCAGUCCGCCCGCUUCCCUUCUAUUGUUCGAGCAGAAAAGAAAAAGGAGGAAUGGGAGAUGGCGGGCAGUAGGAUAUGGUGGAGGAGCAGGAGGAGGAGGAGGAAGAAGAAGAAGAAGACGAGAGGAGGAGGAGGAGGAGGGGAGGAAGGAGGAGGAAAGGAGGAGGAGAAAGAAGAAGCAGACUUGAAAAGAAAAAGACGAGAGUAGGAGGCGGAGGAGGAGGAGGAGAGAAGAACAAGGAGGAGGAGGAGGAGGAGGAGCUGCCAGUUCUGUGUGGCGAUGACGAGAAACAAAAAAGACCGCUGGAGGAGGAGGAGGAGAGAAGAGAAGAGAAGAGAAGAAGACGAAAUGAGGAGGAAGAGGAGGAGGAAGAGGAGGCGGAAAAGAAGAAGACGAGAGGAGGAGGAGGAGGAGGAGGAGGAGGAGGAGGAGCUGCCAAUUGUCUGACGAUGACGAGGGGAAAAAAAAAAAAAAGGCCGAUGGAGGAGGAGGAGGAGGGAAAGCAAGAAGACGAAAUGAGGAGGAGAGAAGAAGAAGAAGACGAGAGGUGGAGGAGGAGGAGGAGAGAAGAAGAAGAAGGCAAAAUGAGGAGGAUGAAGAAGAGGAGUGAAGAAGAAGACGACAACAGGAGGAGUGCAGGAGGAGCAGAGAAAAAGAAAAAGACGAGAGGAGGAGGAGGAGGAGGAGGAGGAGCUGCCCAUUGUCUGGCGAUGACGAGGAAAAAAAAAUAUGCCGAUGGAGGAGGAGGAGGGAAAACAAGAAGACGAAAUGAGGAAGAGGAGCAGGAGAGAAGAAGAAGAAGACGAGAGGAGGAGGAGGAGAGAAGAGAAGACAAAAUGAGGAGGAAGAGGAGGAGAGGAGGAGAAWAAGACCAGAGGAGGAGGAGGAGGAGCUGCCGAGAAAAGAUGGCAAGCUUGCAAGAAAAAGUACGAGUGCUGCAGAGGGACUUGCAGUCACGGGCAACUUCCAGUGAGGCACUAGAAGUUGAACGCGAAAGGAUGGUUGGUGAAAUGGGGAUUCAGAGACAGAGAUUAGAGGCAAGGGAGGCAGCAGUCGUGAGGGAUAUACUGCAACAGUCAGCAUCGGCUGUCCUUAGCGUUGUGGUACCCGUGCACGCAGCCAUGCAACAGCGGAUGAUAGCUGUCAACCACCGGUUGGAAGAGAUGAAUUAUGUUCUUCUCCGUGCCCAGUCAAGUGUUGCAGGAUUGCGAGAACACCUAACCGUGCAGCGCACAGAGAGUGGUGUGCGCGUGGUGCGUGGGAUGCGUCCUAGUCGACCGGCGUCGAGCCGCGCUUGGGACUUCAGCCCCACCAGGUGUCGGUUCGCGUGCGGGUCCGAUAGGCGUAUUACCGCGCGUACCCCCUGUGCUACAGCGAACGAGAAACGCCCUCGGCUGGUCCACCUCUGCGAUUGCAACCGAGUAGCUUUCGUAUUGUGGACUGGUAGCUCGGCGGGGAUACGCCUACCGAAGGGAGGUGACAACUCCCGUAAGGUGGAGACUCGUAGUGGGACGAGCACUAGCCCCUACACCCAGGAACAACAAGAGAAGCUGGUCGCCUUAGUGAGAGAAAACAAAGAGAGGAAAGAGCUCCAGAAACAGGCGAAGUUAAAGACUAUUGCAGAGGAGCAGGCGGCGAAGAUGAAGAAAUUGGAGGAGGAGAUGAAGAGAGUUCAGCAGGAGGAGGAAGAGAGGAGAAAGGCUGCCGAAGAGGAAGCAACAGCAGAAGAAGAGAAAGAGAGAAUGCAUAUUGAAAGUAGAGAGGGGAGUAGUGGCACGAAGAAGGACGAAGACGCAAGGUUGGAGAAGAAGAGUAGCGAGUGGAUAGCUAAUUUAUCGUUGGGGGAAGAUGAGGAGGCGGAGUUCUAUGUGCCCCAGGACGAAAGGGAUGUGUUAGCCAAGGAGCUAGCAGCAAUGGAUGACCCCCUGGAAAGACAAGAAAGAGAGGAGGAGAAAAAGCUGGAGUGGAAGUUGAGAAUGAAGAGGGAGAAGAAAAGAAGGAGGGAUGAAGUUAACAGAUUGACCGCAGAGGUGGCGAAGAUGAAGGAUUGUAGGCAGGAAGUCGAGGCCCAGGCAGGCGACAAGGCCACAUGGGAUAAGGUGUUGGGGUACCUGGAGGUGCUGAGCGCAGCGUGGAUGGAGGAGCGCCAGGCCAAUAGGAGCCAAGAGGUAGCGCUGAGUGCCAUGCGGUCUGGAUUUAGAGAAUUCGCGCACGAAAUGGUUACCCACGUUAGAGGGGAAGUCAGGCGGUUGAGAGAAAACGUGGGGAAGUUCUGUGAGGGUGCCAUUGAGGGCGCCAAAGUAGCAGCCGCUGUUGAGGGCGAGGCCAGACCUCGCAAGUUGCUAAAGAAAGAGGCAAUCUGGCAAUGGGACAAAGAUUGUACGUCUGCGCUAAAGAGACUGAAGCGCUCGUUAAUAGAGUACCCUGUCCUCAAAGUGGCAGAUCUGUCCCUACCAUUUGUCGUCACCACGGACGCAAGUCAAUAUGGUAUAGGCGCUGUGUUGCAGCAAGAUGACGGCAAUGGCCACAAACCCGUAGAGUUCAUGUCAGCGAGGAUGCCCUCAGAGAAGGUAGCUACCUCGACGUACGAGAGAGAACUCCAUGCUCUCAGGCAGGCUCUAGAGCUCUGGAAGCAUUACCUGCUUGGGAGGCACUUCAAAGUGUAUUCUGACCAUGAAACACUUAGGUGGUUAAAGACCCAGGCCAAGAUGACACCUAAGUUAACUAGGUGGGCCGCUGAGAUAGACCAAUAUGACUUUGAGCUUAAGCCAGUGAAGGGCAAGUACAAUGUAGUUGUGGAUGCUCUGAGUAGGAGAUCAGACUACUUUGGAGCCAGAGUACACUAUCUGGAUAUAGGGAGAGACCUGCAGGAGAAAGUAAGGCAAGCGUAUGCGCACGUCCCUAUCUAUAGUGACCUCCUUAAGAGAGUUAAGGAGGCCCCAGAGACCGAACCACACUACCGCACUACAGAAGGAUUGCUGUUUGAGAAGACGGAUGUAUUCGACCGCCUAUGCGUUCCCAAUAGUGAGGAAAUCCGCAGUCUGAUCCUAGAGGAAUGCCAUGAUACAGAGGGACACUUUGGUUGGCAAAAGACGUUAGCCAACCUGAUGUGUGCGUACACCUGGCCAGGGAUGAAGAAUGACUGCGUAGAAUAUGUUCGCAGUUGUAAAGUGUGCCAGAGGAAUAAGACUACUGCGAGCGCACCUCUAGGUCUUCUCAUACCGCUGCCUAUUCCUGAUCAGCCUGGAGAUUCCGUGUCCAUAGACUUCAUGGAUACUCAGGUCAAGAGUAGGCAUGGCAAGAGCCAAGUCAUGGUCAUAGUCGACCGAUUUAGCAAGCGGUUGGACCUUGCCAGCACGUGCAAAUUGGAGGAGGACAUCACGGUUGAGGAAGUGGCGCGAGUGAUAGCCGAACUUCCUAGGCUCAAGGCACUUGGGCAGGAUGGAAUGCCGGUGGAACUGUACAAGGACCUCCGCAACUUCUUUGUGACAUUGCUGACAGCAGCCUGUGACGAGGCGCUCCGACAGGGCUCCUUCCCGCAAGGCUUCACAGAUGCGUACAUAGUGUUGCUCUACAAGAAGGGGGAGAAGGAGGAUGUGCACAAUUGGCGGCCGAUCUCCAUCCUCAAUGCGCUAGACAAGAGGCCCAGGAAAUCUGAAGCUGACACCUCGGAUAAAGGCAGUGAGCAGCGAUCCAUCAAACGGGAGAUAGCCAUUGUCGCUGCUCAGACAAAGUGCCUGUUCGAUCAGAAUGAGGAGUACCGCCAGAAACACAGCAAAGAGUACUGCACAAUCCGAAACGUCACGAAGAAUAGGGCUCCCCAUGUCACUAAGAAAGCAGCAUCGGACUGCAAAACAAUCAAAGUCGUCAGACCUCUGGUCCCCGUCCAGUACAGAAGGAAAUCCGGCGAGUGGCAGGUAGCCACCGAUGUUUCGUUCACUAUCCCGACGUUGGGAGACCAGCGGUCCCUGGCCAGAACGAUCAAAGAAGGGAUCUCAGAUGACUUCCCUGCGGACGUUUAUGAAGUCUCAGCGGCCCAUGCUGAUAAUGAAGACGAAACAGGCCAGGCCCCUGACACAACCAAGUCCUUCGAGCCAAUCAUAGUGAAAUUGGAUGAGAAAGCCAUAUUACACGAUGGACUCAUAUGGAGAGCGUGGGACACUGUGACAACGCUGUCGUACAACACUCUUGUAGGAAAGAUGUGCCCGACAGAGGUCAUGGCGGUCUCCUUGGCCUCCAUCAUCAGAUCCCACAUUCUCACCACAGAGCACUCCCUGCAAGAUGAAGCCAGGGCGCUCUACGUGGAGCCCGACGACGACGAGGGAAGUAUGGCCGACGAUGAAGACUACGGGGUGGCUGACGGGAUUUCCCCGGAAGGAGCAGGGACUGGAGCCAUGUUGCUGCCCGAAGGUAGCGUGGGGGCAUACAACCUGAGCUCCAUGUUGGGGAAAGAGAUCAGCGAGGGCAGCGAGAACAACGAGGACUCUGGACUGGAUAACCCCAAAACCUCUGCCGUUGUGGACUAAAUAGAUCGAACCUCCAACUAGCAACCUCGCCCAACGAACGCCCACCCCAACCGAGCAUAAAUAAAUAAAUAAAUAAACAAACAAAUA